AUGUUCUUUCCUGAUUGGCGCUCUUCAAGUAUUGCUUGUGCUAUAUUUUCAAUGCCUGCAUUAGUUAUUAUAAUAUUUUUAAUGCCCGAAAGUCCAACAUGGCUUCAUAGUAAGGGUCGUCUUGAACAAAUGCGAAUAAAUGAAAGAAAAAUUGCUCGGUUAGCAGGUCUUCCACCGACAAUUAAAUUGCUUGAACAUGAAAAAUUAUCUCCAAACGAAAAUUCAUUUUGGAAUUUAAUCAAAGAUAAAACUCUUUUGAGACGUGUUUCUGUUCUUUGGGUUAUGUGGCAAAGCCUUCUUUCGUCGAUAUGUGCAAUCUCUAAAAUAUGCCUUGUUAUAGUUGAUACUGUAUUUCCAAAAUUUUCUCGGCGUAAUCUCCAUCAAGGGGCACAACUUGUAGUAAUUAUAUCUGCAUCACUUCUAGUCUUCUUCGUUUUUUAUGAUUAUGAUGGAAUUGGAAUUCUUUUGGCUAAUUUAAUUGGAAUAACUUUCAUUGAAUUAACUUGGUUGUUAUUUAUGUUUAAUAACGUUCUACAACCAACUCUGGAUAAGGAACCACGGCCCGAGGGUUAA
Meloidogyne enterolobii is the source of this 573-nucleotide messenger RNA. The record is from the annotation of a GenBank genome assembly. NCBI's taxonomy places the organism in Eukaryota, Metazoa, Nematoda, Chromadorea, Rhabditida, Meloidogynidae.